Messenger RNA from Drosophila willistoni, 1977 nucleotides. Its product is annotated as transferrin. Gene Ontology annotation, biological process: iron ion transport. The transcript is spliced from 5 exons. Bases 16 to 1917 code for a protein of 633 amino acids. Gene Ontology annotation, cellular component: plasma membrane; early endosome; extracellular region. NCBI's taxonomy places the organism in Eukaryota, Metazoa, Arthropoda, Insecta, Diptera, Drosophilidae. The record is from RefSeq and is a predicted model, not a curated record.
UGAGCAGCUACAACUAUGGCGAUGCAUUCGUGGAUAAUAGCAGCAGUUGCCCUGCUGGUGGUGCAGUCUAGCCAGGCGGAGGAGCCCAUUUAUCGUUUGUGUGUGCCUCAAAUCUAUUUUAAGGAAUGCCAACAGCUAUUGGCCGAUCCCUCGGAGGCUGGCAUACGUAUGGAGUGUGUGGCUGGACGGGAUCGUGUCGAUUGUCUGGAGAUGAUUGAGCAGCGCAAGGCCGAUGUUUUGGCCACUGAGCCCGAGGAUAUGUAUAUGGCCUAUCAUCGUAAGAACGAGGAUUAUCGUGUGAUUUCUGAAAUUCGCACUCAACAGGAUAAGAAUGCCGAAUUCCGUUAUGAGGGCAUCAUUAUGGUUAAGAAAUCCUCACCCAUACACAAUUUGCAACAGUUGCGCGGUGCCAAAUCUUGCCACACCGGCUUCGGUCGCAAUGUUGGCUACAAAAUUCCCAUUACCAAAUUGAAGAAUACCCAUGUCCUUAAGGUCUCAGCUGAUCCGCAAAUAUCGGCCACGGAACGUGAAUUGAAAUCCCUUUCCGAAUUCUUUUCGCAAUCUUGCCUCGUGGGCAACUAUUCGGCUCAUCCCGAGACGGAUCGUCUGCUAAAGAAGAAAUACUCUAACCUGUGUGCUCUAUGCGAGAAGCCAUCGCAAUGCAAUUACCCGGACAAGUUUAGUGGCUAUGAUGGUGCAAUUAGAUGUCUGGAUAAGGGUCAGGGUGAAGUGGCCUUCACCAAGGUGCAGUUCAUUAAGAAAUAUUUCGCAUUGCCCGGUUCCAGUUCACCCGAAACUCCUGCCGAGGGCAAUCCCGAUAACUUUGAGUAUCUCUGUGAGGAUGGCACUCGUCGUCCCAUUACCGGACCCGCCUGCUCCUGGGCCCAACGCCCCUGGAGCGGUUACAUUUCCAACGAGCAGGCCGUCCACAAUAACGAACAGCUCCAUCAGCUGCAGAAUCGUUUGGAGCGCUUCUUUGAGAAUGGUUUGCAUGCCCAGAAUCAUGAGGCGGCCGCCCAUUUACUCAUCCAGCCGAAUGCAGUGUAUCACAGCAAAAAGGAGGCCAUCGAUCCAAAAGUGUAUCUAGAGCGUGCUGGCUACAAGGAUGUGAUUGAGCGUGAUGGCAGUGCCAUACGCAAGUUGCGUUUGUGUGUGCAGACCGAUGAAGAGUUUGCCAAAUGUCAGGCCCUCCAUCAGGCCGCCUAUGCUCGCGAUGCCCGUCCCGAGCUCGAGUGCGUUCAAUCCACCGACUGUAUUGAGGCCCUGAAGGCCAAAAACGCUGAUUUAGUUAUCGUUCCAGCCAAGGGUUAUGCCGAUGCACGUGAGAACAAACUUGUGCCCCUCGUCUAUGAGCAACUGGAUGAGCAGGAUGUUUAUGUUGCUGUCGCUCCGCCAACUCUCAAUCGUGAAGCUCUACAAAAAGCCCCAAUCAAUUACGAUGCGAAUAACGAACGUUCCCGUCUGUCGGCUGCUCUUCUCAACAAGAGACGUGGCUUGGAUUGGUGUAAGAAUGUGGCCAGUACCGAGCAACAGCUACUUGUUGUUCCGGCCAAGGAUUUGGAACAGCAUAAGGACUGGCAAUUGGUGUGCCCCACCCUGGAGCGUCGUCCCGUCACCGAUUAUCGUACGUGCAACGUUGAGGUUCAGUUGCCACGCGCCAUUUUUGUUCACUCUGAUGCCACGCCUGUGGAACAGGAGACUGUGAAGCAUUUGUUCUCACUGAUUUCGGAUAAAUUUGGCGCCAGAGGCAAAUUGGUCGAUGUAUUCGCCCUCUUUGGCGAUUACCACAAGGAUGCCAAGAAUGUUUUAUUCAAUGACAAUAGCAUUCAGCUAGUUACUCAAUUGAGGGGAGAUUAUCAGAAUGAAGAAAUCUACAGUGAGCUCCAAUGUGAUGGCAAUAAAAUUGCCAAACAGUAAAUAUUUUGGCUGAUUUUCAAGCAUUAAAUAAAUCUUUUUGCGUUUUUGUAAAUUCCAAAA